GUGUUGUUUAUGAAGAUGCCGUCGUUAAGAAAUGCAAUUCUCCUCACCAUUGCCACCACUUUUCUUUAUUUUCGGAUUAUGAGAACACUCAACUUCGAUAAUUAUAUGGCAACGUACAUCUAUUUCCUCACUUGCAUAACCCUGUAUGCAAUUUAUGAGCUGAAUUACAAGAGGAGAAGACUUCCAAAUGGACCAGUACCAUGGCUCGUGGCUGGAAAUAUGCCAAGUUUUAUAAAUGUAAACAAUGUGGACGUCCUAUUCCAAUCGUGGAAACAGCAAUACGGAGGGAUAUUCACUGUUUGGAUAGGCCCGAUUCCAUUGGUUAUGGUAUCCGACUUACCAACAAUCAAGAAAUACUUCAUCCAACACGCCGAUUCAUUUUCCAAUCGUUGGCGUAACUUCGUCACUGAUUCAAUUAUGGAAGGCUCCAAUGGAAUUGUUCAAAUCGAUGGGAACAAAUGGAGGGAGCAGAGAAGAUUUGCAUUACAUACGUUGAGGGAUUUUGGAGUUGGAAAACCUUUGAUGGAGCAAAUGAUUACUCUUGAGGUGACAUCUCUCAUGAACCAUAUGGAAAAAUCAUGCGGACUCGAUGGCAAAGAGCUUCAUCUCUGCCCCUCUAUUGCCGUUUGCGUUGGAAAUAUCAUAAAUAACAUGCUUUUCGGUCUCCGUUUCAACCAAGACAACUCCUACAUGCACCGUCUCCACCAGCUCCUCGAUGAUCAAUCACAUACAGUUAUGCAGCCUAUAAUGGGAGCAUACAUUGCAUUUCCAGUCACUUCAAAAAUUCCAAUUAUAAAUGGAGAAUGGAAUCGAUUGAUGGGGAUUAAGAAUGAGUUGUUGGAAUUUUUAGAAACACAAAUUGAGGGGCAUCGAAUGAAUUGGAAAGAUGAAAUGAUUGAGCAAGAGCCAGAAGAUUUGACAUAUGCAUAUAUGAUUGAAGUGGAGAAAAGGAAGAGAAAUGGAGAAGAUGUCGGAUUUUUUGAUGACCAACAACUAAAAAUGCUGCUACUCGACCUAUUCUUCGCUGGAAUGGAAACUACCGUAACCACCCUGAAAUGGGCUUUCCUUCUAAUGGCUAAAAAUCAAAAAGUACAGAAAAAUGUUCAAGCUGAACUAGACAGUAUUGGUCAGCCAAUGAUUGAAAUUCAACAUCGAACAAGGCUUCCGUAUGUUCAAGCAACAAUCAAUGAAAUUCAACGAAUUGCAAAUAUUCUUCCAAUAAAUUUAUUGAGAACUGUAGCAGAGGAUAUUGAAAUCGAUGGAUAUAAUUUCAAAAAAGGAGAUCUUAUAAUUCCUCAAAUUUCAAUUUUGAUGAAUGAUCCUGAAAUAUUCGAAAAUCCAGAAGAAUUCAAUCCAUCGCGGUUUUUGGAUGAAGAUAAUAAUGUGAAAAAGAUUGACGAAUUUCUACCAUUUUCAAUUGGAAGGAGGCAAUGUUUAGGAGAAUCAUUGGCUCGGGCAGAGUUGUACCUGGUUUUUGCAAAUUUAAUACAAAAUUUCAAUUUUGAAGUGGCGGAUGAUGUGACGACUGAGCGAGUUCUCGGUCUAACAGUGUCUCCCGUUGAAUAUUCUUGUAAAAUCACACGACGAGGUUUGGAUCACAAUCAGAAUUCUGUGAAAUAAGCGUUUUUUGGGAUUCUGAAUGAUUUUUUUCUGUAUAUAUUUUCAUUUUCGAUUAGUUAGUGUGUAAUAUGUGUUCUUCAAUGAAGAUUUUAAUGCUUU
Molecule: messenger RNA, 1719 nt
Organism: Caenorhabditis elegans
Lineage: Eukaryota; Metazoa; Nematoda; Chromadorea; Rhabditida; Rhabditidae
Gene: cyp-23A1
Product: CYtochrome P450 family
Exons: 8
Coding region: 16-1620 (534 amino acids)
Source: RefSeq, marked reviewed